AAAUUGGUUUGGCAGCGCUGUAGCGUUUGUAUCUUUUUCCGGUGUCGCUUGGAAUUUUUUUUUAGUCAUAAUGUCAGAGAGAGAUUACAGCAAGUUAACAGUAAACGUUUUAAAGGAAGAGCUGAAGAAGCGUGGCCUGGAUCAGGCUGGGAAGAAAGCGGAUCUUGUGUCAAGAUUGGAAUCAGAUGACUUGAACAAUUCCAUGUUGAGUGAGAGGAUUUAUUUAAAUGAAGAUACUACCGAAGAGGCUGAUGAAGCAGCUGGUCAAACAUCUGCUGAGGGAACAAAUGAAGAUCCAAAAGAAGAUUGCAUCGAAACGACAACUGAAGUAAUGAAUGAAGAUAAAGAUUCCACAGAUGAUUCUUGUACAAUGGAUCAACCCAUAAAAAAUGAAAAUGUCUCCUUGACACAAGAAUAUUCUGGUGAUCUUGACUCUUCAACUCAACAUCCAGAAGAAAGCCAUGUAGAUGAUAAUUCAUCAUUUUCAGAAGGCAUGAAGGAAAUAUCUGAAAGCAAAGAACAUGCCUUUUUAUCUCAGAGUGAUUUUGAAAGUAAAGAACAAACCCUACCUAAACAGCAGAGUGAUGGUGAUGCUGAGACAAAAUGUGAAGAUAUGGGUGAAGAUAUGACUAAGAUUCCCGAGGAACCUCAAUCCAACAAUGAAACGUGUGCCAGUAACCAAAAGGAAACAGUUGAAGAAAUGGAAACGAAAGAAUCGGCUGAUCCUGCUGCUGCAGAAGAAGACAAAAAAGAUUCUAAACCUAACGCAGAAAAUGAUGUUCGAAUUGCUAACGAAUAUUGCAUUGAAAUGAAAAGAGACAAAGAUGAAUUUCAGCUAAAAUGGAAAGGAAAAAAGUUUUCUGUCCCAUUCAUUGGUGAAAUCGUUCUAGAUCUUGCUAGAGAGAUUUCAAGCAGAAGUUUUCAAGUGAAACAAAUUGAACUGAAAGAUUUAAAAAGUUCCUGUUUUGAUGACGUAAUUAAUGAAUCAUUAAAAUUCCUGGUUGAUUUCCAGAGCAACAUACUUGAUUCAUCAAAAGUGGGGUUUGCUAAAUUUGUAUUCAAAAGUGUUGAAGAAUGUGAAAAACACAAGAAUGCUUUGAAGGGCUACAACGAGAACAUAAUCAUUGAAUCUGUGAAGUUUGAAGGCAGGAGUUUCAUAAUUUUGAAAAUUCUUCAAGUGUUUUAUUUAGAUACGUUGUAA
Molecule: messenger RNA, 1201 nt
Organism: Helobdella robusta
Lineage: Eukaryota; Metazoa; Annelida; Clitellata; Rhynchobdellida; Glossiphoniidae
Exons: 9
Coding region: 71-1201 (376 amino acids)
Source: RefSeq, a predicted model, not a curated record